GAAAUUGAGAAACAUAUGUCCCGUUUAAGCUACAUCCCAUCAACCCUUUUUUCAACAGAAGUCACAUUGGUAGAUUUCUUAGACAGGGUGCACAUAUCCGAGGUCAAAUUGCGUUCAAAAGGCUUGUGGGAUGUUCCACAUCCAUGGCUCAAUCUUCUAAUACCCAAAAGCCAAAUACAUAAUUUUGCAGAAGAAGUCUUUGGGAACAUCCUAACAGGAACUAGCAACGGCCCCGUCCUUAUCUACCCAAUAAACAAAUCCAAGUGGGAUAACAGAACUUCUGUUGUCAUUCCAGAGGAAGAUGUUUUCUACUUAGUGGCAUUUCUUGCAUCUGCAGUUCCCUCUUCCAAUGGAACUGAUGGCCUAGAACACAUUCUAAGUCAGAACAAAAGAAUUUUAGAAUUCUGUAAAAGAGCACAACUAGGAGUAAAGCAAUAUUUGCCCCACUACAGUACACAGCAAGAAUGGAUGACCCAUUUUGGUCCUCACUGGGAGACUUUUCUGCAGAGAAAGUCUGUUUAUGAUCCAUUAGCAAUACUCGCUCCUGGCCAACGUAUAUUUCAAAAAGCAAUAAGCUUUUCAUGACCGCAGUCUCCUCAUUUUAUUAUUAACAAUCUCAAAAAGAAAAGUCUCUCGUGCAUGCAUAUGCGAAAAUGAAAAUGUUAAAUGAUCAGACAGGUUUGGACACGGACCAUACUGAAUGCAAAAGAGGAUUAUCGAUAGUAGAGAAAUAGAGAUCACAAAAUGAUGAAUGGUGAGAUUUGUAUGCCUGACAGGUUAAUAAGAAAAGUUGUCAGUGUGUGUAUGCAUCAUUACUGAUGGGAAAUUGCUUAACAUGCUUAGUGUAGCACCAAGGCAGCAGGGUCCGGCUGAGAUUAGGUCAACAAAAGGUAUCAAAUAUCUGAGACAUUAAUUAUUGUAGGGUUUCCACAGAACUUAUAAAUAUAUUAUCAGCAUGAACGAAUGUAUAUAUCAAAUUUGUUGACAAUUCCUUAUUUAUUCUC
Molecule: messenger RNA, 1004 nt
Organism: Cajanus cajan (pigeon pea)
Lineage: Eukaryota; Viridiplantae; Streptophyta; Magnoliopsida; Fabales; Fabaceae
Source: RefSeq, a predicted model, not a curated record